UGAUCAAACAUCUAUAAUCAAUGAGUCUCUGAAUCGCUUUGGAUCUGUGACGUCAUCCCGUCGCUUCACGACGCAGAGGUGAGGCAGAGGAUGAAGAUCUGCUGAUCAGCCGGUCUGCGGCGCUUCUCUCCUCUGCGGGUUUUUCUCCUCCAUCUUCCAGCAGCGAUGCUCCCGCAGCCCGCGCCCCGCCUCGCAGCUCCGCGCGCGGCCAAGCUGUAGCUCCGCAGCUCGGUGCGCGGCCCCGCCAUGGUGCAGAAGUCCCGCAACGGCGGGGUGUUCCCCGGAGCGCAGGCCGAGCAGAAGAAGCUGAAGGUGGGCUUCGUGGGUCUGGAGUCCGGAGGGACGGAGUCCAGCAGGGACGGAGCUCUGCUCAUCGCAGCUGGAGACGAAGGUCCUCGGCGUCAGCGCAGCAGCGUCUCCGGAGGAAAGAGACCGCCGAAAAGAAACGCCCUCUACAGGCGGCUGCAGAACUUCCUCUACAACGUUCUGGAGAGACCCCGCGGAUGGGCCUUCAUCUACCACGCCUAUGUGUUCCUGCUGGUGUUCUCCUGCCUGGUUCUGUCCGUGUUCUCCACCAUCAGAGAGUAUGAGAAGAGUUCAGAGGACGCCCUCUACAUCCUGGAAGUGGUGACCAUCGUGGUGUUUGGGGUGGAGUACAUGGUGAGGAUCUGGGCUGCAGGAUGCUGCUGCCGCUACCGAGGAUGGAGAGGACGGCUGAAGUUCGCCAGAAAACCAUUCUGCGUCAUCGACAUCAUGGUGCUCAUCGCCUCCAUCUCCGUCCUGGCUGCUGGGACUCAAGGAAACGUCUUCGCCACGUCUGCCAUCAGGUCGCUGCGCUUCCUGCAGAUUCUGCGGAUGAUCCGGAUGGAUCGACGUGGAGGAACCUGGAAGCUGCUGGGCUCGGUGGUCUACGCGCACAGCAAGGAACUGAUCACCGCCUGGUACAUCGGCUUCCUGUGUCUCAUCCUGGCCAGCUUCCUGGUUUACCUGGCAGAGAAAGAAGACAACGAGCAGUUUGAGACGUACGCCGACGCCCUCUGGUGGGGACUGAUCACCUUGACGACCAUCGGAUACGGAGACAAGUUCCCCGUCACCUGGAAUGGACGCCUGCUGGCUGCAACCUUUACUUUGAUCGGCGUUUCCUUCUUCGCUCUGCCAGCUGGAAUUCUUGGCUCUGGAUUUGCUCUGAAGGUUCAGGAGCAGCACCGACAGAAACACUUUGAGAAAAGACGGAAUCCCGCAGCUGGACUCAUUCAGGCCGCCUGGCGGGUCUACGCCACCAACCUGAGCCGGACCGACCUGACCUCCACCUGGGACUACUACGAGAGGACGGUGUCUGUCCCCAUGUACAGGCUGAUUCCUCCUCUGAACCAGCUGGACCUGCUGAGGAACCUCAAGAACAAGUCUGGACUUUCGUUUAGGAAGGACGUCCAGCCGGAGCCGUCACCGAGUCAGAAGGUCAGUUUGAAAGAGAGAGUCUUCUCGUCUCCACGGAGCUCCGGAACCAAAGGGAAGAGUUCUCCUCAGCACGUGGUUCCUCCGGGCAGCGUGGCUCCCGGCGUGGCAGUGGGCCCCAGCACCCCGGGGGGCGUCCAGGCGCUGCGCCGGUCUCCCAGUAUGGAGCCCAGUCUGGAUGACAGUCCCAGUAAGGUUCCGAAGAGCUGGAGCUUUGGGGAGCGCAGCCGGACCCGGCAGGCCUUCAGGAUCCGGGGAGCAGCGUCCCGCCAGAACUCUGAAGUGCUGAUAGAGAUGCAGGAUGAAGAGUUCAGACACAAGAGUUCCCCAGAUGCCAGCCUGCCAGGUGAAGACAUGGCGGACGACAACAAGAGCUGCCACUGCGAAUUCGUCCCUCAGGACCUGACGCCAGGGUUAAAGGUCACCAUCAGGGCCAUCUGCAUCAUGCGCUUCAUGGUGUCCAAGAGGAAGUUCAAGGAGAGCCUCCGUCCCUACGACGUCAUGGACGUGAUCGAGCAGUACUCGGCUGGACACCUGGACAUGCUGGCCCGCAUCAAGAACCUCCAGGCCCGGGUGGAUCAGAUCGUGGGAAGAGGAACCCCCAUUGCAGACAAGGACCGUCCCAAAUCAGGUGGCGAGGAGAUACCUGAAGACCCGAGCAUGAUGGGACGUCUGGGGAAGGUGGAGAAGCAGGUCCUGUCCAUGGAGAGGAAGCUGGACUUUCUGGUGAACAUCUACAUUCAGCGAAUGGGAAUCCCUCAGGCAGAGACGGAUGCCUACUUUGGGUCGAAGGAACCGGACCCGGCGCCGCCGUACCACAGUCCAGUGGACGUGCAGGAGAAGAACCAGACCCUCUCCAAGAUCCUGCAGGUGUUGCCUGGCGACCACAUGGAGAGGACCCGCUUUGUGACCAAGAUGGUCCGCUCCAGCAGCUCCACCGGACACAGGAACUACGGCGCCCCCACCUGCCCGCCCUCCACCUCCUGGCAGCCAAUCAGCUCCCAGCUCCACCAGCAGGCCCCUCCCCCUCCACAGCGUAGCCAUGGCAACACCCCGAGCCCGGUGGGCGACGCUUCGCUGGUCCGCCUGCCGCCCCCUCCAGCAGGGGAGAGACACGGCGGGAACCGACCCAGCCGGCACGGCGGCGGGGAGCGGGCCGGGACGGAGCGGGCCGGGACGGAGCGGGCCGGGACGGAGCGGAAUGGGGACGAGGCGAAGCUCGACAGCGACACCUCGGUGUCCAUCCCGUCGGUGGACCAUGAGGAGCUGGAGCGCUCCUUCAGCGGUUUCUCCAUCUCCCAGUCCCGGGAGAACCUGGACUUCCUGAACAACGGGUUCUACCCGUCCGCCGGGCCGGGGGAGCAGCCGGCCGGCGGCAGCGGCGGAGGCUCCGUUCGCCACGCCGCCCGCCGGCCCUACAUCGCCCAGGGGGAGUCCGACUCCGACUCCGAGCUGUGGCCCCCUCCCCGCACUCGGACCGGGCCUGGACCGGCACCAAGUAGGGCCGACCCGAAACCGAACCAGCAGAACCCUUUUUUAAACCCAGACCCGUCACUUAAACACCAGCUGUGGGCUCGGAGUGAAGCUUUAUGUGAAAAUACGCUGGACUGACGUCACCAUUUAUACAGCGAAUGCUUGCCACGCUCGCACCUGAUUGGUUCCUACUGACCAAUCAGACUCAGUUUCCACCAACAUCUGCUUGACCGAAUGUGAGGAUAGCAGUUACCAUGGCAACCACCUUGUCCACCCACUGACCCGCCCAGAAUCCGGGUCGGUUCGGUUUUAAAUCAGAACCUCAGGUUCAGACAUUAACACAGAACUUUUUAUUUCUAAUUUUUUGCUUUUUUUCUGAAACAUUUUGUCUCCUGGUUUGGAUCUCCAGCUAAAACCUCCAGGUACCUUCAGGAGCCGCCACCGGAACCAGAAGCGGACCUCUCCUGGUUCCGUCUCUUUGGUUCUGGUUCAAUUUACAAUUAAAUUUAUCCUGAAUGUUGACCCUCAGCUUCUGUCCAGUGUUAUAGAUCAACUGGUGGCAGCUGGAAAAGACUGAUGUUUCUGUGGGCGUGGCUUUUUAGGACCCCUUCACCGAACCAGGAAGUAAACAAUGCGAUCAGCUUAAAGAACUACAAAUCUUUGCAAAAAUACUAACCCGUCAAAUGAAGAUCCAGAUAGAUCUCGAUGUGGCAUCACCAGAUCUCAAAGCAAAGAUUGAUCCCUGAAAACCGACAUAAAUGUUAAAGAGCCUUGGGAUUAAAAAUGAAAUGUUUCAAAAGAUAAACUGGCCGUGUAGUUUUUCCACAUAUUCAUCAUAUUGUGAUAUUUCAAACAGAAACUAUAGCGAAAUGUUUUUAACUGUUUAUGUAAUGUUAACUUUAUUUCAUAGCUCAUUUACAGAAGUCAUGGCUACCGCAGAUCUACGUGUCGUUUCUGCCUUGUUGAUUUUUUUCCUCGUAAUUUAACUAAACGUCUUUAUUCUUUUUAUCAACUGACCGUAAUUCUCAACCAAAUGAGAAAAAACAUUGUCUUAUUUACUUUUCCAUCAGAAACAGUUAAAAUCUUCACUCGAACUGAGAUUCUGGAAGCGUCACCAGUUAAUCCAGGUUUGCUUCCUAAAGGUGCCGUUAGAUGAUCAAUAACAGGAACGUCAGCCUCUCAGAUGACGUCAUAGUUUAGCGGCGCUCUGAGUUCAGUUAGCAGCGCCAUCGUCUGUUUCCCUUUUGGACCAGUUUAUUUCAUUGUCUACAAAAUAAAUAAUAUAAUUCACUUGCUGCCAACAUUUUGGAGGUAAUAUAGUUUAACAGGUUUGCCAGACAAACUUUAACUGUGAGAAUAUUGUCAGGUUACCAAGUUGCACAGCUUUGCUUCUGCAGCCCAGUGAGUCUUAAAGUGAAACGAAAUAAUGUGGCUUCCAUUAAAUGAGCAAUGAAUUAGUUUGCAUGAUAUUAUAACUGUUUAUGUUUAUUGAUAUGUUUGCAGAGCAUCUCAGUCAACAUCAGACUGAAAAGACUUAAAAUGAUCGUCAUGCUGGAUGGUAGAACCAAUUCUGACAGUCUCCUUUUGAAGUGCGGUGUAUUUUAGUGACCUUUUAAUGUAUUCUUCAAUAUUCCUUCAUACCAUUAUGUUUUGAAGAGCUCUUAGAGAAAGUAGAGACAUUUUUAUAUGUUUAUUUACGUUUGUCGCAUUUUGAUCAGGAAACGACAAAACCGCCUAAUUUUUAAAAACCUCUGCGUUGAGGACCCCGUUUGACGUCACUAGUUAACCUUAAAGCGGCUCUUUCUGUUUUUAAUUUGAUUUCCCUUCAACAGCCUGCAAACUGUUUCCCACAGUGAACACACGGACACAUACUGUAGAUAUGGUUCAUAAUCUGUUGGUAUCUGACAUGUAGGAACGUUUAUUAUUAUAAUUUCGGCUGGUCGGUUUGGAUAUUACCACCACCAUUAGCUGUUAACUUUAUAUAUUUUAUUACAGUACAACUUAUCGACAUUACUUGAUAUUCCUUUCUAAUUGGACACGUAAACAAGGAACACCAUCAGUUAUGCGAGUUAAAUUUUAUUAAAUAUGAUGACAAACACCUACUGUUUACCUUUUGCUCACCUGUAACGUUAGCAGCUCAGAUAACAGAAACCUGAGGGUCAAUUCCAAUGUUUUUCUGAUCAGUGCUGGUUACAAAAAGCAGAAACUAUCUAUUUAGGUUUACAUUGCGGUUAUUCAUGAGUUAAUGUAUUCUGGUGAACCUGAAUGUGAAUGAGAUUGUUAUUCAUUGAUCUGGUUAUCCUCAAAUGCGGUGUUUUCGAAGCGCAAUGAAGGCCGUUCUUUAGAAAAUUGUUCUGAAACGUAAUUUUCACAUGCAACAUUAUUAAACAUAUUUGCGUCAAAUGGGAUUUAUAGUAAAGUUGUGCAAACGGUUUUUUCACGCAAGUAGCAUUUUUCAACAGGCAUCGACACGGCCACCUACAGUUUGGAAACAUCUGCGGUGCGCAAAGGUUUCAACCAGUUGAUCUAUAACAGCGGUCAGAUUCUGGUACCGGAUUUCCGGGACGACUCCAGCUUGGUUCUGAGAACUUCUGUAUCUGACCUUUGACCUCAUGGGGAUCUCCAGCAGGUCUGAGGGCUCAAAGGGCCGAUUAAUAAAAUCCAUAACCCGUUAAAAUAAA
Messenger RNA from Poecilia reticulata (guppy), 5609 nucleotides. The record is from RefSeq and is a predicted model, not a curated record. Lineage: Eukaryota; Metazoa; Chordata; Actinopteri; Cyprinodontiformes; Poeciliidae.